AUGGCCUGGCAGAAAGCAGGCAUAUCUAAGGUGAGAGUAAUGCAUGUUGUAUUGUGUGAGGUCAACCUAUGCACUGUGUACCUGUGGCAUUAUUCGUCCUAUCUAUAGCCUGUCUGCAUGGGUUAAUGUAGUUGAAUGAAGUCCUAUCUCUCCGCAGCCAGGGGUGCCAGCAUUCACUGUGAGGCAGCCAGCUAGGCCCAUGACUGUUCUACAGGACAGAGCCAAAGAGAUAGGGGUGAGUCACUGGGGCUUUUUCUCCUGGCUUUGGCAUAACACAAGUAGAUUUGCAUUGAUUUUGCUAUGCGUUUGUUUGAGUGCGUCCAUAUUUUACAUGCUGAGUUGACCCCCUCUCCCCUGUCUUGUGUAGUGGGUGUGUCCAGAUCUGGAGCAGUAUGAAGUUGGGGCUGGCCCUCUGUUUCUGGGCCUGGCUGGACAACAGCAGAGCUACACCGCUACACCGCUACCGACAGUCUGGUGUGUGUGUGUGGAUGUGUGUGCGUGUGUGUUAGAUUAUAACUCGCAAAGUAUGACAAUGUUAUUCUAGCUAGUGUGGGAACGUAUUUCUCAAAAUAACAGUACACAUUCCAAUUCUGAUGAGGUUCAGUGACUGUGGGCCUCUGCUUCCUUGCAGAUGACCAUCUCGCUACACCAGUAGUGGAGAACAGGCUGGUCUCCCAGGCAGCAGCCUUUCAGCCCAGCACCAUCAUGGUCAAAGGUCAAUAGCAUAUUGUCACCCAUGAAACAUCCAGAUAGUCCCUGCCUAACCUAAUGUAGUAGACAUAAAAUAAAAGCCUGAGUCGGGUCACCAGAUCCGGUUUUCAGGGGAAAAGGAAGAUAGGAAGAUGGAAAGAGACUAUCCCUGAAAACUGGAGAUUUACGGUUAAUACCGACCCGCUGUGGGUGGUCCCUGCCUGGCCUCUAGGGGGCCCUCAGGCUUUUCUACAGUAGCGUUUAUUGGUCAAACGAUUGUGUAACUGUAGGAAAUAGUCACAUUGCACCAAACAUCUGAGAUUUGACGCUCACAUUGAUCUGAUACAAAAUUGUGUGAAAAUUAUCAUCCAUACAUUUUACGGUAAGAUUUGAGUGUGUAGUUCUUUGAUAGACAGCAUCUCUGAGUCGGCCUAUUCACUGUGUGCCUGUGGUCAGAAUACUGCUGUUCAAUGCCACAGGGGAGAGGGACUCUACUGCCAUGCUAAAACUCCUAGUGGUGAGUACUACAGGUCUGGGAUCAGAUACACAGAUACUGCUGUGUGCUGCUCCACUCUGCAGCUCUGGCCAGGAUCUGACUCUUGUACAGAACCCAAAGAAGCACAACACAGAUCAAACACUGAAAUAGACUAAAUAUCUCAAAUCCCUUUGUUGUCCUUUGAUUUGACUAUGUUUGUCCCAACAUCACUGAAACUAUUACAGAAAACAAUGCAGGUGAGUUAUCUUCUCUGUCAGGGCUUCUCUGUCUGGGGUUUUAAGACAGGUUGGUGCAAAGAAAUUAAAAUGUACUGGAGUAUAACUGCCACAACAAAUAUAUGAUUACACAAGUUGGAAUAUUUGUUUUCUUCGCUGUGUAGAAAAAUAUGCUACCACAUUCAUUGUCCAGCUGUGAGAAAUGUCUUAGAUGUGUGGGUGUGCAGUCCUUUACUCUCUUUGUGUGCUCUGCUCUUUUACAGAUCAGCAGAAUUUCAAUAUGUUGGUGGAGAACAUGCUUACCCGUUGCCUGGACAACGAGAGCAGCUAG
Molecule: messenger RNA, 1732 nt
Organism: Coregonus sp. 'balchen'
Lineage: Eukaryota; Metazoa; Chordata; Actinopteri; Salmoniformes; Salmonidae
Source: the annotation of a GenBank genome assembly